UGUACCUAUACAGUUUAUCCAUAUUAGAAACCAUUUAUAAAUUAAAAAAAAAAUAUUUUAUGAUGUAUUUUAUCCGUGGGGUUUUAAAGACAAAGGAAACACAGCAAGUACACGCUAAUAUUUUGGUACCCGCCUGUAAUCCACUACGGUUGGAGCUGGGCUUUGGUACGUGGUGCUGGUUGGCUCUGAGGCUUGCACAUGUGAUGACGCCAACGAUCGGGACGCUGGCUGGCUAGACCCGGUUCAUGCAAUUCAGGGUCCAUAUAGAAGCCAGGAGAGCUCAUCAGCUGCUCUUGAUUCGCUGGCGACCCUCGUCAAGUGAUGAAGCUAGCUACAGUAGCUGGAGAGAAGAGAGGUUGGGGCCUUCCUUGGCUUGUGCAUCCAGCACGAUACAUUAGCGCUAGCUAGCUAGCAAGAAUGAGGGUUCAUGGGAGUUCGGCUGCAAGCCGUAUAUUCCACGAAUAGAAGCAGGUAACCAGGCUGGCUAGUUGCAUAUAGGCAGUCGCAAACCAGCGAAUAGCACAUCGACAUUGCUAAGUGACGUUGUCCCCCGUGCUCGUAACUGGACAUUGACCGGCAGCCCGAAGGAUUUCAUGCUUUUUACUCCUCGUCAAGCUCGAUUGGUAGAGACACACACGUCCGUCUUGGAGAGAGACGGAAAGCGGGCGGGCGGUACUUGCAACCCAACGUCCCGCAGUGGGACCGUUUGCUUUGGAUCCACGAACAUCUUGGAGAAAAGAGCAGGCUAGCUAUUGCGGAUAUGCGCUGGGCAAGGGUCAUGAGUCGGGGCGUGGCAUGCGAACAGCAUUUUGGUGGCGGGGUUGGCGGCUGGUUUUACCAAAGCUUUGGAACGAGCGCAUGUUGUGCAUGAGACCAUAUGUAAAGUUGACAAAGGGGGUCCCUAGCAGCAGCAGAUAGCAUCCAUCUACUAGAAGUGUGAGAUUUGGCUAAGCCAGACACGAUAUCGGCCGAGGCUGUGGUUGAGUCACUCGGUGAUGGGUGCUCAUAGCCUUGAAUAGAAAACCACCAGUGCGUGCUGUUGCACUACGAACAAAACUUGUACAGAUUCACGAAAAAAACGACCGUCGUUUAUAGAUUCCGUGGCAAUUGGCGACCCUUGGCAACUUUAUCCGGAGCCAUGGCACCAGGAGCAGCACCGCACAUCUGGAUCAACGGGUUCCCGGCCACGGGCAAGCUCACGAUAGCCAAGGAGGUGCAUCGUCUGGUCCCUGGGUCGGUGCUCAUCGACAACCACUCCCUUAUUGACCAGGUCACGCUGGCGAGAGAUCACCCCGACUACAACGCAGAGCGGGCCAAGGUGCGCAGCGCCGCAUUUACCAAGUGGGUGCAUCCGGCGACCGACGACGAGAGCGACUGCGGCAGCAAGCAGGAUCAGCUCAACCAUGUAGUCAUUUUCACCGAUUUCUUGACCGUUGGCAAAAUAGGUGAAGAGGUGUCGGCGGCGCAAAAGACGGCAGCAGAAAAGGCCGGUCGACCGUUUCUGCCCGUCUAUCUAUCGUGCUCGAGAGACGAGCUCAUGGCUCGACUGGCAAGCCCUGACCGGCAAGCGGGGACCACUACCAAGCUCAAGCUCAAGGAUGCCAAGCUCGUCAAUGAAUUUCUCGACGACUCGACAAUAUACAAGUUCCCAGGUGGUAUCGGGUUGGAGCUUGAGGUGACGAACAUGGCGCCUGAAGAGGCCGCCAGGGCCAUAGUGUCUGCGAUGGAGUCAAUGUAGAAGAAGGUCAAUAUUUCUGGUGCCAAUAUAUCAGCAUGGAACGCCUCGUCUAUAUUUUUAUUUCUUUUCGUGGUCAAGCGACUCCUUGCCUUAUCAGCAAAUCAAAGCCAAACAAAGCCGCCUACCUAGCGCUUCCUAUCCCAGUCUAGUGUUGGUUUAGUUCCUCUGCUGGAUUAGUAGAGCGGGUCGCCAACAACGCUCGUCUGCGUAACGGGGCUGGCGAAUAGCUCGGAGUGCAUCUUUUGCCUAUUCUCGCCUGCUGAGCGCUCAAAGCUCGGGGCACAGAAUGCCUCUAUCGCAAGAUGCAACGCUGAUGUGUCGACUGGGCGUCUGAUGCGCAGGACACUGCUGCUGCUGGUAUCCACGCGGGUACAGCAUGCCCAGGCGGCAGGCAGGCAGACAGCCAGGCAUCUUGUAGAUAGAUGGGAGUGAGUGAGCGUAUGCGAGAGCCGCCAGAAUCGGCUUCAGCUGGAGGUCACGACUCGGGAACGAACCGUGUGUAGGGAGUAUCGAUCGAGACUUGUAGUCUAGUCACGCGGCGGGCCGGUGUGUCUGGUGUGGCAACGCCCGCUGUCUCUUUUUUUUUGCCUCUUUGUGUAUUAUUUCCUUUUUCCUUUGUUUCCUUGGCGAACAACAUUGCUUCUUUGUUACGGGCUGCGGCUGGCCCGCUAAGGAUAAAGCCUUGCUGCAACUGCUGCUGCUGAUGCCGUAUGUAGACAGUGCAUCUGCCUGCUGCAUGCGAGCGUCUGCGUGUUUGCUUUGGCGAGCCAUAUUUUGACAGCACUAUUGGAGCCCUGCGUCACCUUUUGUCGUGCAAUUCGUCUUGGCCAUGUAUCAUCAUGCCCAGGCCAAAAAGCAAGACGAUGUUCAUCCUCGCGGCGAGUAUUCUAAAAACAGGUAUCUCCGAG
Molecule: messenger RNA, 2646 nt
Organism: [Torrubiella] hemipterigena
Lineage: Eukaryota; Fungi; Ascomycota; Sordariomycetes; Hypocreales; Clavicipitaceae
Source: the annotation of a GenBank genome assembly